UGGCAUUUAGUUUGUCCGGCCAAGUCGGACGUUCAACAUCUUUGGUGUUGAUAAAUUUUCAUUUUACUUGAACAGACAGAGAAGUUAAGUUCACAUGCAUCAUGAAACCUUUAAAAAAUGGCGCAUUUGCCAAUACAGCAACGGGUUAUGGUAAAAAAACACAUUACGCAAAUCCUUCUCUAAAAUAUUCACCAAAGCCAACAAAGGCCGAAUUGAAAACACCCAAAGAAGAUGAUCCCAAGUCCCAGCAGAAGAAGGUGGAAGAUGCUGAUACAGAUUUAAAUUCUGGUUUUGGAAAUUAUCUGAGAUCGAGCCAAGGAGUUGAAAUGAUGAAAAUGUUUAUUUUUGCCAAUACCAUAAUGCUUAUCCUUACAAUGGCCUGGCCACAAGUUAAAUUACAAUAUAUUUGGUUUAUGCAAUGGUGGGACUCAUUUAAAGAGGGAUAAACAACGCAACAACCUUUCAAGUUUUGAAAACAACUGUAAACAAGAUAAAAAAUCUCAAUUAUCUUAUCUGCACCAUGGUUGGACCGUUUGCGCAAG
Messenger RNA from Stomoxys calcitrans (stable fly), 542 nucleotides. RefSeq lists its product as uncharacterized. Bases 102 to 446 code for a protein of 114 amino acids. NCBI's taxonomy places the organism in Eukaryota, Metazoa, Arthropoda, Insecta, Diptera, Muscidae. The transcript is spliced from 2 exons. The record is from RefSeq and is a predicted model, not a curated record.